Thecamonas trahens ATCC 50062 is the source of this 4287-nucleotide messenger RNA. RefSeq lists its product as uncharacterized. NCBI's taxonomy places the organism in Eukaryota, Apusomonadida, Apusomonadidae. The coding region runs from base 10 to 4287 and encodes 1425 amino acids. The record is from RefSeq and is a predicted model, not a curated record. The transcript has 2 exons. Gene Ontology annotation, molecular function: dipeptidyl-peptidase activity; NADH dehydrogenase (ubiquinone) activity; iron-sulfur cluster binding. Gene Ontology annotation, cellular component: cytoplasm; membrane. Gene Ontology annotation, biological process: ATP synthesis coupled electron transport.
CAGGAAACAAUGGCUGAAGUGUGCAAGAGCCAGAACGUGCUGGUGCUCGAGUGCACCGAGGCGUGGGACGGGCUGAGCGAGCGGGAGAAGGCGUACGCCCACUUUAUGUCGCAGGCGGCCUGGUGGGGCGCCCGCAUCUGCCUCACCCAGUGCUCGCCCGAGGCUCCGCUGAUCUUUGACUGGCUGCAUCCCAUGUGGGCGUGGUCGGGCGGGCCGGCGGGUCUUAAGCAGGCUGUUCUCGAUGCCAAUGCGCCAGAGUGCCUGGAUGCUGUCGAUGCACUGGCGCUGUACUCGGCCCGGUUCUACGGCAACAUGGGCAACUACACCUCGUUUGGCGAUCGCAAGUUUGUGCCAGCUGCGUCGCCCGACGAGGUCAAAGCUCUGCUGGAGAGCGGUGCCUUUGCGCCUCGUCUCACUGCAGAGCUGCUCUCCCGCUUCGCCGCCGUCGCCGACGCCAUGUGGGCGAGUGAUGCGACGACCGCAACGCUCGGCUUUGAAGGCGCGGGCGUGACCAUGUACUACGGGCCUGGUAUCUCGCAGGAUGCGGUCACCGCGCUGCAGAGCUGGAUGGACCGCCACGGCGUGUCUCCGUACAACACCCGGGUGUGGCGCUCGGACACCGCUGACGACCUGCUCCUCCUGCGCAUCGCAUCGGUGGAGACCGAGGCCGUCCCGAGCGUGGCCGGCAUUUUCCCGGGGCUUGCCGAGCUCGAGACCGAUGCCGAUGGCGCCUACAGCGUGGGUAGCGAGAGCGGAUGGCGGGUGGCGCUCGAGUUUGGCGACCACGCCCACUGGCUCAAGGCCGUGGUGCGGUACAUGGAGCGGGCGAGGCAGUACGCAGCCAACCCGACCCAGGUGCGGAUGAUUAGCAAGUAUAUCGAGUCGUUUUCCCGCGGCUCGAUCGAGGCCCACAAGGAGUCGCAGCGCGAGUGGGUGACCGAUGUCGGCCCUGCGGUGGAGACCAACAUCGGGUUCAUCGAGUCGUACCGUGACCCAGCUGGCGUCCGCGGCGAGUGGGAGGGCUUUGUGGCGGUGGUCAACGCCGCCGGCUCGGCCAAGUUUGACGCACUCGUCUCUGCCGCGCCAACCUUUCUGGCCCAGCUCCCGUGGGGUGCUGCCUUUGAGAAGGACACCUUCCGGCGGCCAGAUUUUACCUCGCUCGAUGUUGUCUCGUUUGGCUCGUCGGGCGUUCCGGCCGGCAUCAACAUUCCCAACUAUGACGAGGUGCGGCAGAACACCGGGUUCAAGAACGUCUCGCUCGGCAACGUGCUCGCGGCGUCAGCCAACACCACCGAAGCCGUUCCGCUCCUCGCCGACAGCGACCAGGCCGAGUACAAGGCGCUGCACGGGCCCGCGUUUGAGGUCCAGGUUGGCCUUCACGAGCUGCUUGGUCACGGCUCGGGCAAGAUCUUGGCUUCAGCCGGCGACGGGAGCCUCAACUUUGACCGCGAGACCACCGUCUCUCCGCUGACCGGCGAGCCAGUGACGAGCUGGUACGGGCCGGGUGAGACGUACUCGUCCAAGUUCGGCUCGGUCUCGUCAGCAUACGAGGAGUGCCGGGCCGAAGCCGUUGGUCUCUUCCUCUGUGUCAACCCCCAGGUGCUGGAGAUCUUUGGCCACACUGGGGCUGAGGAGCAAGCCCGGCUGGCGUACAUCAACUGGCUGGCCAUGGCGCGUGCCGGCGUGCGCGCUCUCGAGUUCUUCUCGCCCGACGACGGCGCAUGGCACCAGGCCCACAUGCACGCGCGCUUUGUCCUGCUGCGGGUCAUGCUCGAGGCAGGUGACGGCCUCGUCACCAUCCACCGUGAGCCUGAGCUGCACGUCAGCGUCGAUGCUGAUAAGAUUGCGACUGUCGGCAUUCCUGCCAUCGCCAAGUUCCUCACCGCACUACAGACGUACAAGUCGACCGGCGACGCCGCAGGCGGCACUGCGUUCUUCAUGGCCUACGCCGACGUUGUCGGCGACUGGCUCGAGCUCCGCGAUGCCGUCCUUGCUCUCAAGAAGCCGCGCCCGGUCCUUGUCCAGUCGCACACCUUUAUCGAGCCAGGUACCGGCCGGGUGGUCAAGCAGGACUUUGAGCCGAGCUUGGAGGGCAUGAUUGCCUCGUUCCUUGCGCGGUACCCGGCCGAGCCGCGGCCCGACGCGAUGCCGGAGCUGCAAGCGGGACUGAGCGAGGAGGUGCCGAUGGUGACGAUGACGAUUGAUGGGCAGGAGGUUGUUGUGCCCAAGGGAAUGGCGAUCAUUCAGGCGUGUGCGGUGGCUGGGAUCGAGAUUCCGCGGUUCUGCUACCACGACCGUCUUGCGGUUGCGGGCAACUGCCGGAUGUGCCUUGUGGAGAUUGAGAAGGCACGCAAGCCGAUGGCGUCGUGUGCAAUCCAGGUUGAGGAGGGCAUGGUUGUGAUGACGGACACGGACAACGUCAAGGCUGCGCGGGAGGGCGUGAUGGAGUUCCUCCUCGCGAACCACCCGCUCGACUGCCCGAUUUGCGACCAGGGAGGUGAGUGCGACCUCCAGGACCAGUCGAUGGUGUACGGGUCGGACCGGUCGCGGUUCUUUGAGAACAAGCGUGCGGUGCAGGACAAGGACCUCGGCCCGCUGGUCAAGACGGUGAUGACGCGGUGCAUCCACUGCACGCGGUGCGUGCGGUUUGCGACCGAGGUUGCCGGCGUGGAGAUGCUCGGCGUGACCGGGCGCGGCAACGAGAUGGAGAUCGGGACGUAUGUGUCCAAGAUGUUUGGCUCGGAGGUGUCUGGCAACCUUGUGGACAUCUGCCCUGUGGGCGCGCUCACGAACAAGCCGUACGCAUUCUCCGCGCGGUCGUGGGAGCUCAAGGCGACCGAGUCGAUUGACGUCUUUGACGCGGUUGGCUCGAACAUUGUGGUCAACACGCGUGGGCCCGAGGUGAUGCGGAUCCUGCCGCGGCUGCACGAGGGCGUCAACGAGGAGUGGAUUUCAGACAAGACGCGGUACGCGUGCGAUGGGCUGAAGGCGCAGCGGCUUGACGUGCCGAUGGUGAACCACAAGCCUGUGUCGUGGGAGACUGCGCUGGCGACGGCGGCCGAGGCGAUUUCGGCGCUCUCCGAGGCCGAGCUGGCCAACGGAGCGCUCAAGGCUGUUGCCGGGCCGAUGGCAGACGCCGAGACGCUGAUGGCGGUCAAGGACCUGGUCAACUCGCUCGGCUCGGAGAACACGGUGCAUGAGGACGGUGCGGCGCUGUCUGCGGACCUGCGGCCGAACUACGUGUUCAACACCACCAUCGAGGCGCUCGAGGAGGCCGACGCACUGCUGCUUGUGGGCGCCGUCCCGCGAGUCGAGGCUGCCAUCAUCAACACCCGGAUCCGCAAGGCGCUCCGCAACUACGACCUGCUGGACAUCGGGUACAUCGGCGCCGAGGGCGCACAGCUGACGUACGACUACGACCAUCUCGGCUCCGACCUGGCGGCGCUCAAGGCACUCGCCGACGGCACGUCGCCGUUCGCUGACGCGAUGGCCAAGGCCGAGCGGCCGGUGGUGGUGGUGGGCAAGGGCGCGUGGGCCGGCAAGGACGCGGCGGCGCUGCCAGGCCUCCUGGCCCAGCUCGCGGACAAGUACCCGCACCUCAAGGUGUCGAGCGAGUCGUCGUGGGCAGGCAUCAACAUGCUGCACACCGACGCGUCGCGUGUCGGAGCGCUCGACGUCGGUUUUGUGCCGGGCGUCGGCGCCGACAAGGCGCCCGCCAAGGUUGUUUACCUCGUUGGCGCCGACGACUACGAUCCGGCGUCGAUUCCGGAUGACGCCUUUGUCAUCUACCAGGGCUCGCACGGCGACGCCGGCGCGUCACGCGCCAACGUCAUUCUCCCGGGUGCGGCGUACACCGAGAAGACGGCGACGUACGUCAACACAGAAGGGCGCGUGCAGCGGACCCGGCGCGCAGCGCCGACUCCCGGCCACGCCCGUCCGGACUGGGCCAUCCCGCGCGCCCUCUCCGAGGUCGUGGGCAAGCCGCUGCCGUACGCCACGGCCGAGGAGGUCCAGGCCCGCCUCUUUGCCGUUGCCCCGCACAUGGCUGUGCCGGACACCCCGCCGUUCGCCUCGGCGGCCAUCUCGGACCUCGCCUUUGACGCCAUGCGCGCCGCCACCUCCAACGGUGCCCUCAACACGCCGAUCGAGCUCGUCAUCGACAACUUUUACCAGAACGAUGCCAUCUCGCGGGCCUCGCCAGUCAUGGCUCGCUGCACUACCUCGUUUGGCAAGCACAACGGAACCGAGUACAACCCGGGCUCGGCGGCGACCAAGGACGUUGCGUAG